This is a messenger RNA of Closterium sp. NIES-67, 890 nucleotides long. The record is from the annotation of a GenBank genome assembly. Lineage: Eukaryota; Viridiplantae; Streptophyta; Zygnematophyceae; Desmidiales; Closteriaceae.
GCCGCAACACCCCGGCUCCCUCCACCGCAUUCUACAAUUCACCGCACUACCAGUCAGUGAACCAGCCCUGUGCCAUAGUUGUCGCUCGCCGCAAGGCGGCAAAUGCCUUCUCUCCCCAUGCCGUCGCAGCGAUGCAUGCUCUCCAGCUCUGCGUGCGCUAGCGUCGGACAGGGAAUCGCAGCAUCCCGCAGCUCUCGCUGGUCCGUCCAGAUUCCUGAGCCUCGUCCGAUCGGACGGUCAGCCAGGACAUGCGUCGCUCGGCGCGCUUUAGUCGUCGCUGCUUCCCCCGCGCCAGGCGAACAAUCUGACGCGGAAUCAAUGCCUACGCCGUCGCCAGUGCCCAGCAGUCAAGCGGCUCCGCCGGUCACUCAGGUUGCCACCCUUCCUCCCUCACGUAGCGGUUUCGGCGAACCUGCGACGUAUGUUGACGCGGCUGUUACUGCUACGGCUGAUGGAGCGUCGGCCGUGCUCCCGUCCUCCGCAACCCGGUCGUUUUCGGAAGAGCCGUCGCCGCUCGAGCUGUCAGGCCUCGAGGCGGCUCUCGAACAGCAGCCGUGGAUUCUGGUUGCCGUCGCGUCUGUCCUCGUUGUAGUCUACUUCGUUGCCGGAGAAUUGGGUCAUUCCCGGGGGCCGUGAUGAGCAAGCAGGGGGCAGGGGGGCGGUGAGAGGUGGGUGGGGGGGUAAAUGUACAUUGCAGUGUAUACUGUACAUUUGUAUAGGUUGCGAGGACUACAGUCUAGUGUACCAUGUUAAUCCAUGUAGGAUGGUAGGUAGGGACGUUGCUAGUCAAGGCUGCAAGCAGGAGGGCUCUUUUAGUCCAGUGGGUUCAGCUGCCUGUCAUUUUGCUUCAACAAAUGGACAAGGCUUUUAGAGUCUUUAGUGUGGUACGU